Molecule: messenger RNA, 2105 nt
Organism: Alosa alosa (allis shad)
Lineage: Eukaryota; Metazoa; Chordata; Actinopteri; Clupeiformes; Clupeidae
Product: plasma membrane ascorbate-dependent reductase CYBRD1
Exons: 4
Coding region: 293-1159 (288 amino acids)
Cellular component (GO): lysosomal membrane
Molecular function (GO): oxidoreductase activity
Source: RefSeq, a predicted model, not a curated record
UGCAAGACACGUUACGUGUCUUUAAUGGAACAAAAGCUUUGCGGAUUACAUUUUGUGCUACUAUUUUGACAGUCAUUAGUUUCAUAACUGUGCUCUAGCCUAUGUGGCAAGUUACAAAACUUUGUGGACUAGAGGGGGCGGUGGAAAAGGUAGACGAUCUUCCAGAAACGACAAAAAACGACUGGAGAAUGACCCAACCCCUUGAGUGACCUCUUGAAAUUCCGCAGCUAAAUUUCCUAUCUCGCCCUGCUCGCUUCUUCCGACGUCUCGCCACAAUCGCUGUCUGGCAAAGAUGAUGGCGAUGGAGAACUUCAAGCAAUUCCUUGUCCUCCUCGUCUCAGCGUUGUCCGUCGGAUUCGUGUGCAUAGUUUUUGUUUUGAGAUGGGUUUUCCACUUCAAAGAGGGUCUUGCUUGGGACGGUGGAUUGGCCGAAUUCAAUUGGCAUCCCUUACUGAUCGUGAUUGGGUUUAUUUUCCUCCAGGGAAUCGCCAUCAUAGUGUACAGACUCCCUUGGACGUGGAGAUGCAGCAAACUAAUGAUGAAGUUUAUCCACGCUGGUCUAAACAUCCUGGCGUUGAUCUUGGCUGUGGUUUCUCUUGUCGCUGUAUUCGACUUCCACAACGCCGCGAACAUCCCCAACAUGUACAGCCUUCACAGCUGGGUGGGGCUAGCGGCAGUCAUACUGUACGCACUUCAGAUUGUGCUGGGCCUGGUUGUCUACCUGGUGCCCAUCACCCCAGGGUUCGUGCGGGCAGCCCUGAUGCCUGUGCAUGUCUACGGGGGCCUGUUCAUAUUUUCCAGUGUGAUCGCCACAGCCCUCAUGGGCAUCACAGAGAAACUCAUCUUUGGCCUUAAAGACCCCAAGUAUAAGGACUCCCCCCCGGAGGCGGUGUUUGUGAACGUGCUGGGGCUCCUGCUGUCCGUGUUUGGGGGGCUAAUCCUGUGGAUCGCCACACGCCCCCACUGGAAGCGGCCCGCGGAGAGCCAGCUGCGUCUGGCACACAAUGAUGACCUCGCCGCCGCCGCGUCCGAGGCAGGUGCCAAUGGCGGCGCUGCUGUCACCAUGACGACGGGCGGAGACCAGGAGAGCAACGGAGAGCCCCGUAGGAGGAAUGGGAAGGGGGAGGAGUCGGCGGCAGCGGGCAGGAUUAACAUCUGAGCUCAACUGACCAGGGGUCACCGGGGGUCAGAUUAUUAUUAAGAUUACUUCAGGAAUAUUAUGUUGGUAUAAAACUCAACACGGCAAAGUUUCUGAUCUUUCACUUCAAUACAGUUGUUUUUACAAAUAGCAUUCUCUUUGUAUUGUUAUCAAGAGAUAUUUUUGUAUUAAAAGUGACUGGUUUAACAUGGUCACACAGUGAAAAAAAACAUAUCCAAACUGCUGUCUUGCACAAAUCCCUUGUGUGAGUCUGACCAAAUACUUAAACGCACAUUUCUAAUACAUAAUUAAUUAAAAAAAAAGGGAAAAUAGGUGGGAAAGGGAAAACAACUGUAUUACUUUAUUACUGAAUAUGGUUGCGCAUCAGAGGUCAUGUUUCAAAGCCAGUUUCCUAAUAAUCUAGUUCUGCUCAUGUGGUCUAUGGGAGGAACAGGAUGGGAAGGGCUGAGGAUGUGCUUGCUGCUUUUCUAUUGCACUAGGACUAGAUGUCCACUGUAUCUAGAGUACUCACUAGUUGAGCUGUAGUAUAAUCAGACCACCUCUCUUCUCAUUAUACAUGUAGUCAUGACCGAAUAUUGUGAUGAAUUGACUAUGAUAGAAAUGUGAUGUGCAUGAGAUUUGAGUCAGAGUGGGAUGAGGAAAAGAGGAUAUUGCGGGGUUUUGUUUACAGUGGUCUGACAGACUGCUGAUCAUAAAGGUAUUGUCUGCUUCUCAUUGAGUAAACCAAUAGCAAUGGUGAGCAGCUUUCCAUCUCAUUUACAUUUCAAAUGAAUGUCUGUAAAAACCAAACAGGAAUUUAAAAGAUGACCCCAUAUUACAUUUGGGCAGAGAAUACCUUUUGACUUUAAAUGUUGACUAUAAAGGCCAGUUUGUAAAGUGUUUUCGAAAUGUGUAGAGAUUAAAACCUGCUGAUUUAUAUUUCUGCUAUUAAAUAUAUUUAGAAGCA